AUGGUUAUUCCAGGAAUUAUGGACUCACAAAAGAAAUGCCUAUUUGAAGUUGAAGAAGAAUUAAAGAAUAUGCGUUUUAUAACGUUUUUAAAACAUCUUAAACGUGUUAUCUGUUUAUUUGCAGAUGAAAAACGCAUAAAUAUUUCUAGAAGCCCAUAUAUCUUUCAAGAUCAUGAGAAUGCUAGAAAGUUGCGCAUUUUUGGUUAUAUUGAAUUAUUCGCAAUCAUAUUAAAAAAUUCAGUAACUCAACCCCCUUUUAAAUUAUCACAGAGCACAAACUUUGCCAUAAUGUUACGUCAUUCCAUGGAAAAGGCAGUUGACUAUUUAACGGAUUCAACCAAACCUUUGUUCGCCAUUAAAAAGAGUUCAACAGUUUAUUUGAUGUUGAUGAAGGAACAAAUUUAUCCUAAAAAUUACUUCAUCGCACUUGAAUUGGCUCAUAUAAAUUUAACUGAAUCAGGAACAAUACGUACAAUAACAUUGUUUGAAGCAAAAAUACUAUUAUUCGGUUUGUUUUUCUUAAGAAUUUUGACAACAAAACUGUUUCUAGGAUUCGAAUUAGGCUUAUCUAAUCAAAUGAUGGAACAGAACAGAAUAUCAAUGUGUAAUAAGGUGAUGGGAACUAUUUGUGCGUUUAUUUAUCGAAGAAUUAUGGCUGAGAUAAUCAGUGAACGUGUUCGAACAUCGCAACUGCCAAUACCUACCGAAGUAGAAGCGAUGAUUCUAAAAGAUGAUGAAAUGAAAGAAAUUUAUCGGACACUUGGUGGUGUAUUUUUAACCAAAUUUACUGAUGCAUGUUCAUAUGCUUACGUUAAGGAUCAACGCAAUAAUCAUUCAGAAAAAAGAAACACAUUUUAG
Heterobilharzia americana is the source of this 858-nucleotide messenger RNA. The record is from the annotation of a GenBank genome assembly. Lineage: Eukaryota; Metazoa; Platyhelminthes; Trematoda; Strigeidida; Schistosomatidae.